AUGCGAAAUAGAAGAGGCACAUGUUCAGAUGAAGAAAUGGAAGACAAGAGAUGGAGAAAAAUUUGGGAUCUUGAAGUACCAGGAGUGGUAAAGUUAUUCUUAUGGAAAGCAAGAAGUAAUUUGCUACCCACCAAGAAGAACUUAUUCAAAAGGAAAGUUGUGCAAGACCCAAGAUGCCCCAUCUGUUUUGCAAAAGAAGAGUUAGUUGUGCAUGCUCUUUGGGAAUGCACAGCAGCAAACGAUAUUUGGGCUGAUGAGAGAAGUAUAGUUCAGAAAUGGAGUUGCAAGGAGGAGGACUUUAUGGAGUUGUGGGAGAAACUGAUGGCAAGAUUGAAUAUGUCCCAACUUGAAGAGAUGACAGUUCUUUUCAAGAGAGUGUGGUUCAAGAGGAAUGAAAGUGUAUUCGAGGAGAGACUAUCUUGUCCUAGAAAAAUACUUAUUUCAGCUAAAGAAGGACUUGAAGAGUACAAGAAGUCACAAAGGAUACAGAGGAAGGAUGACCAUCCAUCAAGUGCAGCUAGUAAUAGACAUAAAUGGCAGAAACUAGAGGCUGAUUUUGUUAAGGUUAAUUGGAAUGCAUCACUAGACUUGAAGAGUAAGAGAAUGGGAAUGAGAAUUAUGAUUAGAGACGAGAAGGGAGAGGCAAUGGUGGCUGUAUGUGAUCAGAGGAAGUAUGUUCAGAACCCAACAAUGGCAGAAUGUCAUGCACUCUGGAAGGCAUUGGAGUUGUGUAAUGAUUUAAAUAUUCAAAAGGUUCUGUUUGAAGGAGAUGCCAAUGGUAUUGUUACAACAGUCAAUAGUGAGGAGGAGGAUUUGUCCAGUGUUGAUCCUUUAGUUGAAGAUAUGCGUUCAGUGUUCAAAAAUAGGCCAAAUUGGUCUUUACAAUUUGCAUAUAGAGAAAAGAAUAUAGUAGCUUAUACACUAGUUAUGGAAGCUUUGAAGUUAGUAGAAGUUAAAAUAUGA
Juglans microcarpa x Juglans regia is the source of this 963-nucleotide messenger RNA. RefSeq lists its product as uncharacterized. The record is from RefSeq and is a predicted model, not a curated record. Gene Ontology annotation, molecular function: nucleic acid binding; RNA-DNA hybrid ribonuclease activity. The coding region runs from base 1 to 963 and encodes 320 amino acids. NCBI's taxonomy places the organism in Eukaryota, Viridiplantae, Streptophyta, Magnoliopsida, Fagales, Juglandaceae. The transcript has a single exon.